Molecule: messenger RNA, 462 nt
Organism: Entrophospora candida
Lineage: Eukaryota; Fungi; Glomeromycota; Glomeromycetes; Entrophosporales; Entrophosporaceae
Source: the annotation of a GenBank genome assembly
AUGAACAAACCUUUUAAUCAAGAUAUUCUUUGGACAGAAAUAAUGAUUAAAAAUCCCUUUCGUUUUUGGAAAUCAGUAAAAAAAGCAACACCAAAUCUUUCAAUGACUGCAAUUUGUCUUCUUUCUUUGCCUGUAGCUUCAGCUGAUGCAGAACGUUUCUGGUCUGUUAUGGCAUCAAUUCAUACACUAAAAUGUAAUUGCCUUAUAAAUGCUCGUGCUUCAAAAAUUGCAAAAAUCAAAUGGCAUUUAAUUACUACAAAAUUAUCAAAUAAUUUAACUCAAACUCCAAUGCCAAUUGAUAAUUUGAAGAAAGAAAUAUUAGAUGAUUUGCUUGACAAUAUUACUAAUUUUGAAAAGCAAGGCAAUGAGGAAAUUCAAAAUAAUGGAGAAUUUUCUAAAGUUGAAUUUGAUCAAAGUUUUGAUUUCGAUGAAAUUAAUGAAAUUAGCAUUAAUAUUGUAUAA